Messenger RNA from Cyprinodon variegatus (sheepshead minnow), 2491 nucleotides. RefSeq lists its product as uncharacterized. Gene Ontology annotation, cellular component: external side of plasma membrane. Gene Ontology annotation, biological process: immune response. Lineage: Eukaryota; Metazoa; Chordata; Actinopteri; Cyprinodontiformes; Cyprinodontidae. The coding region runs from base 110 to 2386 and encodes 758 amino acids. The transcript is spliced from 18 exons. The record is from RefSeq and is a predicted model, not a curated record.
GUGAGGCGGAAGUAGACCAGGCUUCCACAUCGAGGCAUCGCGGGCGAAAAAACCAUAAACAGAAAAAAUAACUCUCCUGCUGAAGAUCCAAACCCGGUUCGGUGUCAGAAUGGGUCCCCUAACAUUUCUUGUCCUUUGUGGGACAAUCUUCACCGUGAAAAGCGAAUUGCACUCCCUCACUUACAUCUACACGGCCUUCUCCAAACCUGUCGCUCUCCCGGGGCUGCAUGAGUUCACCGCUAUGGGUUUGCUGGAUAACCGAAUGAUUGAUUACUAUGACAGCGAACACCAAAAGAAGGUUCCCAAACAGCCAUGGAUGGAAGAACACCUUGAAAAAGAGUACUGGGACAAAGGCACCCAGUCCAGAAAGAGCAAGGAGCAAUGGUUCAAGGUCAACAUCGACAUUUUGAUGAAACGAAUGAGACAGAAUGACACCGAUACCCAUAUUCUUCAGUGGAUGCACGGCUGUGUGGGUGAAACUCAGCCCGACGGCUCUCUGAAGUUUGUCAACGGGAUGGACAUGUACAAUUAUGAUGGAAAGGACUUUCUGUCCUUCGAUGAUGACAAACAGGUUUGGGUUGCUCCAAUUACAGCAGCAUUGGAAACCAAGAGGAAGUGGGAUGAUGUCCAGGUCCUGAAGGAAUACACCAAGGGCUACUUGGAGAAGGAGUGUAUGGAGUGGAUGAGCAAGUUCAGAGACUAUGGGAAAGAACAGCUUGAAAACGCCACAAAACCCACAGUGCACAUGUUCACACGAAAGGCCAAAACUGAAUCAAACAUCAUCUUGACCUGUCUGGCCACCGGCUUCUACCCUAAAGACAUCAUUAUGAAUAUCAGAAGAAAUGGGCGUGUCCUGAACAAGGAUGACGGGCUGCAGACAUCCGGGGUUCUUCCAAACGAUGACGACACCUUUCAGCAAAAACUCCAUGUAGAGAUUCUGAAGUCUGAUGUUUCCACCUACACCUGUGAGGUCAACCAUCCUGCUUCUCACUGGGAUGUUGAAGAGAAAUGGGGUAAGAUACCUUUUAGAUGCACUUCUAGACCUGAUUUUGUCCUAACAGACGCUCUGAUGCCACUUCCAAUGGCACAGCUGAAAAUGUCUCUUCUCACCAUUUUGGUCCUUUUGGGGACCGGGCUGACAGUUAACAGUGAAUUGCACUCCCUCACUUACAUCUACACGGCCUUCUCCAAACCUGUCACUCUCCCGGGGCUACAUGAGUUCACCGCUAUGGGUUUGCUGGAUCACAGGAUGAUUGAUUACUAUGACAGCGAACACCAAAAGAAGGUUCACAAACAGCAAUGGAUGCAAGAUCACCUUGAAAAAGAGUACUGGGAAAAAGGCACCCAGUCCAGAAAGAGCAAGGAGCAAUGGUUCAAGGUCAACAUCGACAUUUUGAUGAAACGAAUGAGACAGAAUGACACCGAUACCCAUAUUCUUCAGUGGAUGCACGGCUGUGUGGGUGAAACUAAGCCAGACGGCUCUCUGAAGUUUGUCAAGGGGAUGGACAUGUACAAUUAUGAUGGAAAGGACUUUCUGUCCUUCGAUGAUGACAAACAGGUUUGGGUUGCUCCAAUUACAGCAGCAUUGGAAACCAAGAGGAAGUGGGAUGAUGUCCAGGUCCUGAAGGAAUACACCAAGGGCUACUUGGAGAAGGAGUGUAUGGAGUGGAUGAGCAAGUUCAGAGACUAUGGGAAAGAACAGCUUGAAAACGCCAAACCACCCAAAGUGCACAUGUACACACGAAAGGCCAAAACUGAAUCAAACGUCAUCUUGACCUGUCUGGCCACCGGCUUCUACCCUAAAGACAUCAUUAUGAAUAUCAGAAGAAAUGGACGUGUACUGCACAAGGAUGACGGGCUGACGGAAUCCGGGGUUCUUCCAAAUGAUGACGACACCUUUCAGAAAAAACUCCAUGUAGAGAUUCUGAAGUCUGAUGUUUCCACCUACACCUGUGAGGUCAACCAUCCUGGCUCUAAAUUGCAUGUUGAAAACAAAUGGGAUCACACUCUCAUUGCUGAUGGCGGAAAUUCACUCCUUAUCAUUAUUGGUGUUGCCAUUCCACUGAUUUUGGCUGUGACCAUUGGUGUGGUACUUCUUGUCCUUAAACUGAAGACAAAGCGACUGGAUUGCGACGAGAAUACAUCCUCCAAUCCAAGUCUUGUUUCUGUCAGCACUGGUUCAGAUAAUUCAUCCAAAGAUACUAAAAAAGAGGAAAAAGACAGUCUGCUGGAUAAACCCCCCACAGCCUCUGAUGAAAAUAAACCUGAGCAAGAGAAAGGGCUCCUUGACACUAAAAGUACAUCCUCUGAUUCAAGUGGGGAUUCUGGGACCAACUGUCCGUCAGUGUCUUCCAGUGAUGAAGAGAAGAAAAAUGACUCUGAAUAAUUGCUUUUCCCAACCAUUUGGAAGAAGAUUUACCAGAAUAUCUGAAAAAUAAUCACAUGAAAUGGAAAAAUAAAUAAAUAAAACAUAACAACAACAACAAUAAAA